UGGCUUGAUUCAGUCAGUCGGUGAUCAGCAGUUGGUGGCGGUAGAAGCAGUUCUCUUCUGAAGAUUGCUACAAAUCUCAAGUAGCAGCAUUUAGUUGCAUUGAAAGUGAAAGUGCAUUGAAAAUUUGGUACACUUUAAUUAGUCAGAGUUCCUUUAUAAAUCUGUGGGCUUCCCAGAAUUUAAAAAUAAUAAUAACAAUGCAACAUUUAAACCGCAUACCGACGCGCCAAUUGGUCGCGUUCACGCAGGCCACCAACAAAUCUUGGCAGCUGCCACGUGUGCUCUACCAAACACGUUGCUUAGCCACCGUGCCUGUGGGUGAGGUGUUGUUUCCCUCGAAAUCUGACUUCCCCAGCCGUCAUAUUGGCCCACGUAAAACAGAUGUGGUCGCAAUGUUGGAUACGCUGGGCUUCAAGUCCUUGGAGGAGCUAACGGAAAAAGCUGUGCCGAAGCGCAUACAAUUGAAGCGUGAUCUGAACUUGGAGAAACCGCUGAACGAACAUGAGCUCGUGCGUCAUAUACGCGACAUCGCCAAGCGCAAUGAGAUUUGGCGCUCUUACAUCGGUAUGGGCUAUCACAAUUGCCAUGUGCCACAUACGAUUGUGCGUAAUGUCUUUGAAAAUCCCGGUUGGUUUACACAGUACACGCCCUAUCAACCGGAAAUCGCACAAGGUCGACUGGAAUCACUGCUGAACUAUCAAACUUUGGUUGCCGAAAUGACAGGAUUGGAUGUGGCGAAUGCAUCGCUCUUGGACGAGGGCACUGCCGCCGCCGAGGCCAUGAGCUUGUGCACGAGGCACAACAAGCGCAAGAAGAUAUAUCUCUCAAAUAAGUUGCAUCCACAAACUUUAUCUGUGGUGCAGACACGCGCCGAAGCUUUGGAGUUUGUGACAGAAAUCGGACCGAUCGAGAGUGCUGAUUUGGAGGGACGUGAAAUCUCCGGCAUCUUGUUGCAAUAUCCGGAUACUUUUGGUGAUGUCAAGGAUUUCGAGGAUAUUGCGGAGAAGGCGCGUAAAAAUGGCACUCUAACUGUAGUCGCCACUGAUCUGCUUGCAUUAACACUGCUCCGACCGCCCGCAGAAUUCGGCGCCGACAUCGCCAUUGGUACAUCGCAACGUCUGGGCGUGCCACUCGGUUAUGGUGGUCCCCACGCUGGUUUCUUCGCUUGUAAGCAGAGUUUGGUGCGUCUAAUGCCGGGUCGCAUGAUUGGCGUUACACGCGAUAUGGACGGCAACGACGCCUACCGGUUGGCAUUGCAAACACGUGAGCAGCAUAUACGUCGUGACAAGGCAACCAGCAACAUUUGCACCGCUCAAGCCCUUCUCGCCAAUAUGUCUGCUAUGUACGCUGUCUAUCACGGUUCCGAAGGUCUGAAGGAAAUAGCUAAUCGUAUACACCACUUCACAUUGGCGCUGCAAACAGGUCUACGUGAUGCAGGACAUCAAAUUAACAACAAACACUUCUUUGACACUCUGCAUGUCACGCCGUCGGAAAGUCUGUCGAUUGAUGAGAUCAAAACGCGUGCCGCGCAGAAGCGCAUUAACUUCCGCUACUUCCCUGAUGGUAGUUUAGGCGUAGCUUUAGAUGAAACGGUGGGUCCACAGGACGUUAAUGAUCUGUUGUGGGUCUUCAAGUGCAAGUCACUAGAUGAAACACUAGCCGCACAGGAUAUACUCACAAACUCCAUUGAGCGCUCGAAGUUCCUGCGCACAUCUCCGUUCCUGCAGCAUCCGAUAUUUAGCUCACACCACAGCGAAUCUCGUAUGGUUCGUUAUAUGAAACGGUUGGAGAAUAAAGAUAUUUCGCUCGUACAUUCCAUGAUUCCACUUGGUUCCUGCACUAUGAAACUCAAUUCUACCACCGAGAUGAUUCCAUGCUCUUUCCGCCACUUCACCGAUAUACAUCCAUUUGCGCCUGUCGAACAAGCAAAGGGUUAUCACCAAAUGUUCAGUGAACUAGAGAAGGAUCUCUGCGAGAUCACCGGUUAUGAUAAGAUCUCGUUUCAGCCAAACUCUGGCGCUCAGGGCGAAUACGCUGGUCUGCGCGCAAUUCGCAGAUAUCACGAACACCGCAAUGAAAGUCAUCGCAAUGUCUGUUUGAUUCCCAUCUCGGCGCACGGCACCAAUCCAGCGUCUGCCCAAAUGGCUGGCAUGAAAGUCGAACCCAUACGAAUUCUCUCCGAUGGCAGCAUCGAUAUGGCACAUUUACGCGACAAAGCAUCAGAGCACGAUAGUGACUUGUCCUGUCUGAUGAUCACCUACCCAUCCACAAUGGGUGUAUUUGAGGAAACGGUUGCUGAUAUAUGUGACUUGAUACACAAGCAUGGCGGACAGGUAUAUUUGGAUGGCGCUAAUAUGAAUGCGCAGGUGGGUCUGUGUCGUCCCGGCGAUUACGGCAGCGAUGUCUCUCACUUGAAUCUACACAAGACUUUCUGUAUACCUCAUGGCGGUGGUGGUCCCGGUAUGGGUCCCAUCGGUGUUAAAGCACACUUGGCACCAUAUUUACCAGGCCAUCCUGUGAUCAGCCCAUUGGAAUGUGAACAGGAAAGUUUUGGCGUAGUUUCAGCUGCACCAUUCGGCUCGUCCGCUAUUCUGCCAAUUUCCUGGUCAUACAUCAAACUUAUGGGUAGCCGUGGACUUAAACGCGCAACACAAGUCGCCAUCCUUAACGCGAACUACAUGUCCAAGCGUUUGGAAAAUCACUACAAAACCUUAUAUAAGUCGUCGAAGAGCCAACUUGUGGCGCACGAGUUCAUUCUCGAUUUGUGCGAUCUGAAGAAGAGCGCCAAUAUUGAGGCGGUAGACAUUGCUAAGCGCUUAAUGGACUAUGGCUUCCAUGCACCCACUAUGUCUUGGCCCGUGGCAGGCACUUUAAUGAUUGAACCUACAGAGUCUGAGGACAAAGAGGAGUUGGAUCGCUUUUGCGAUGCGAUGAUUUCAAUACGUGAAGAGAUUACCGAGAUCGAGGAGGGACGCAUGGACAAGGUCGUGAAUCCUUUGAAGAUGGCACCACACACGCAAGCGCAAGUCAUCUCUGACAAGUGGAACAGACCGUAUACCCGCGAAUUGGCUGCCUUCCCAGCGUUGUUUGUUAAACCCGAUUCGAAGAUUUGGCCCACUGUUGGAAGAAUCGACGAUGCCUACGGUGAUAAGCAUUUAGUUUGCACCUGUCCACCUAUUCUGCCCGACCUGUAGACCCCAUAAUGUUUGAAUAAUGUGCUCUUUUUAAAUAGUUUAAAUUUUAAGUAAAGAUAAGUGUAAAAUAAAAAAAAUAUAUAUUUUAUUAAAAUAUAAAUAUAUCUAAUAUAUAAAAUUCU
This is a messenger RNA of Zeugodacus cucurbitae (melon fly), 3316 nucleotides long. Its product is annotated as glycine dehydrogenase (decarboxylating), mitochondrial. Bases 198 to 3194 code for a protein of 998 amino acids. Gene Ontology annotation, cellular component: mitochondrion; glycine cleavage complex. The record is from RefSeq and is a predicted model, not a curated record. Lineage: Eukaryota; Metazoa; Arthropoda; Insecta; Diptera; Tephritidae. The transcript is spliced from 5 exons. Gene Ontology annotation, biological process: glycine decarboxylation via glycine cleavage system. Gene Ontology annotation, molecular function: glycine binding; pyridoxal phosphate binding; glycine dehydrogenase (decarboxylating) activity.